Messenger RNA from Trichoderma breve, 1854 nucleotides. RefSeq lists its product as uncharacterized. Lineage: Eukaryota; Fungi; Ascomycota; Sordariomycetes; Hypocreales; Hypocreaceae. The record is from RefSeq and is a predicted model, not a curated record. Bases 1 to 1854 code for a protein of 617 amino acids. The transcript is spliced from 2 exons.
AUGGUGAAUAAAACGAUCCUCUUGGCCCUCAUGGGCAUUGGCGCCAGUCUUGUUGCUGCCACAGAUCAUACCGUCACUGUGACAACGACCAAGACGGAGACCGUCACGGCAUGUGCCUCGUCGUGCUAUUCAACUGUGACAAGCUGCACCUCGACUACUUCCUUGACUCUAUCUAUUUCGUCCACAACGGAGACAGAGACGGUGUCAAAGUCUACUUCCAUUGCUACAUCUACUACUGGCUCUGUUUCGUCCGGCUCAAGCUCUUCUCAAUCUACGUAUUCCAUACCAUCGGUGGUUUCAAGUACCUACAGCACCAGCACAACUACUGGUACAAUCUCAACGGGAACUGUGAAGAGCAGCACUUCGUCUUCCACCACUACCGGAGCUUCUACCACCACCACUGACUCGAGCCAACUCCCUGGAACCACCACAUCAAACUGCUCUCAAGGAUACAACUGUGAAUCCCUCACCGCGAGAGGAAGCACAGAUUCGUCUGUUCUCUCUAGCACCUCUAUUUCCCCAUCCAUGUCAUCUUCUUCUCUGUACUCCACCUCACUUUCAACUUCAACUUCUAGCCGAGAGACUACUUUCAAAUUUCCCUCUACUACUCAAGCUCGUGAGACACCUUCAUCAUUUGACAGCACUACGGGGACAACGUCUGGGAGUUCUACAGUGACCAAAUCUGAAAGCACAACAGGGACAGCUUCUGAGAGCACGACUCUGACGACGCUCAAGUCGACUAUUACGCAGACUGUGACUGUUCCAGGAAAUUCACACUCUGAAAGCUAUAGCCACACCCUAUCGGACACUGCCAAGUCUACGACGGAGUCUUCCACGCUAACCAUUUACUCUACCGUGUCUGAGUCUACCGGGAAGUCUUCGACUGUUUCUUCCACGGAGUCCAAGUCCACACCUACCUCUACUACCACAGGCUCCUCAUCUUCGGGAACAUCUUCUAGUUCCAGUGGUCAAUCUUCCACAGCUUCAUCAACGGCAUCAACGUCUAAGACCUCUUCUACAAGCACCGGUAUAAUAUCCUCCAAAUCCUCCACAACAUCAGGAAGUGAAUCUUCUACCGCCUCGUCAACAGAGUCUACAACUAGGUCUUCUUCCGCCUCCACCACUGGAUCAUCUUCAGAGACAUCCACAGGUUCUACCAAUCAACCAUCUACCUCAAGUAUCUCAACCAGAUACACAACCACUCCAUCUGGAAGCUUAUUAUCUUCCUCGACUUCAUCUUCGUCUUCCUCUGCAUCCUCGUCCUCCUCUUCCACACAAGUCGGAUCCACCGACUCAUCAGCUUCACCCGCCACAACCACUCACACCACCCACUCCUCCGCAUACACAUCCUGCACCGAAUCUUCCACAAGUCCAUCUCACAUCUACACUCUACCCAACGCAACAACAACAACAAUCACAGGAACCGGAUAUUCUUCCCACUCCACAUCUCUCAGCACAAGUUCAUACAUCCUUCCCCCCUCAAGCAUCUCUAUCGAUUCUUCCGCCUUAGCGGAAACUACUUCAAAAGUAUCAGGCAGCUCACACUACUCCGUCCCAUCUAGCGAAACAUCCACUACAUCUUAUUUUUCAUCUUCAUCUUCCACUUCAUCUUCAAAUUCGAGCACCAUCUCAUACGCAUCCACCGCCGACGCAGUCACACAGCCCUCAGCCACUUCCACCACCUUCCACACAACAACCACGACCAAAUCAUCCUCAAGCGGCGCAACAACUUCAACGGCAUCGAGUUCGUUGACUGGGUACCCUGUUCCGCCUUCGUAUGGGCCUCCAUCUUAUGAUAUUCCGUCGUAUGAGCUCCCGCCGUCUUACGGAUUCAGGGGCCGAAGAAUUUGGUAA